GGCUAUCGCCCGGGGCAAGGAGCUGCGGCUGACGCUGAGCGCGCUGGAGCCCGCCGCCGGGCCCCCAGCGCAGGACCUGGUGUUCCGCUUCGGCAUGUCGGGGUCGUUCCGGCUGUGCCCCGCCGCCGAGCUGCCGCGCCAUGCCCACCUGCGCUUCCUCACCCGGGAGAGCCCCCCCCGCGCCCUCUGCUUCGUCGACCCCCGGCGCUUCGGGUCGUGGCGCCUGGGGGACGCCUGGCAGCCGGAACGCGGGCCCUGCGUGGUCUCCGAGUACCAGGCUUUCAGGGAGAACGUGCUGAAGAACCUGGAUGAUAGGGCUUUUGACAAGCCCAUCUGUGAGGUCCUCUUGAAUCAGAAGUAUUUCAAUGGAAUUGGGAAUUACCUUCGAGCCGAGAUCCUGUACAGGUUGAAGAUCCCUCCCUUUGAAAAAGCUCGGACUGUGCUGGAGGCCUUGAAGGAGCAGAAGCAGGAGAGGAGGAAGAAGGAUCCUUCCCUGACACUGAGCAAGAAGGUGAAGCUGAGGCAAGAGAACCCAGAUCUCCUGGAGCUGUGCCACACCGUGCCCCUGGAGGUGAUCAUGGCAGAGAAGCAGCUCCUUGACCCCGAGCACUCAGAUAAUUAUGCUGCCUUCAAGAACUGGCUGCAGUGUUACUUGGUGCCUGGCAUGAGCUCCCUGCGUGACCACAAUGGCAGGACCAUAUGGUUCCAGGGAGAGCCUGGCCCCAUGGCUCCCAAAGGGCAGAGACCCCGCAAGACGCCCGGUGAGAAGAGCCUUCAGCUGAAGGCAGACCCCGAGGCACCAAGCCCCAAGGUCACCCCACGUGCCUCGAAACAGCGCCGCAGGGCCGCAGUGAACCCCCCAAAGUCGGAGGAGAAGGAAGAGAAGGCUGAUGGGCCAAGGAAGGGAUGUGCUCGCAGGAGGAGGAAAACGACUGCUGCUCCAGCCUUGCCUGAGGUGCCUGUGUGUGUCAGAAGAAGCUGCAGGAUAUCUGCUCGCAGGGGCAAAGGUACAGCCCCUGCUGUGUGAGUGUCACCUGCUGCCACCUCCUGAGGGGCAUUUAAGGGGCCAAGUGGAGCUCAGGCAGGGCCUGGCCACAGAGCAGGGUUAGUGCUAGUGAAAAUGGAGCUACUCUGUACCUGUGCUCACACUUACUUGCUGCUGUUGCAUCCUGCCAGUGUGGCAGGGAGAAGCUGAGUGUGGUGAUGGGGCUUUUUCCUGCUGUCCACAGGCAUUUGAAGAGAAAAAGGGCCAGGACCAUGUGUUGUGCUGGACUCUGACUUUUCUCUCUCCCUCUUCCCUUUCUGGCUGCUGCUCUCAUCACUGUUUUUAGCUGACUAAUAAAGUACUUUGUGUAGAAA
Molecule: messenger RNA, 1359 nt
Organism: Cyanistes caeruleus (blue tit)
Lineage: Eukaryota; Metazoa; Chordata; Aves; Passeriformes; Paridae
Gene: NEIL1
Product: nei like DNA glycosylase 1
Biological process (GO): base-excision repair
Cellular component (GO): nucleus
Molecular function (GO): zinc ion binding; DNA-(apurinic or apyrimidinic site) endonuclease activity; DNA N-glycosylase activity
Source: RefSeq, a predicted model, not a curated record